Molecule: messenger RNA, 6405 nt
Organism: Pecten maximus
Lineage: Eukaryota; Metazoa; Mollusca; Bivalvia; Pectinida; Pectinidae
Product: E3 ubiquitin-protein ligase DTX1-like
Exons: 9
Coding region: 9-2072 (687 amino acids)
Biological process (GO): Notch signaling pathway; protein ubiquitination
Cellular component (GO): nucleoplasm
Molecular function (GO): ubiquitin protein ligase activity; zinc ion binding
Source: RefSeq, a predicted model, not a curated record
UGUCAAACAUGGCGUCGUCCGCUACAGAUUUCGUUAUCGUUUGGGAAUGGAUGAAUGAAUACGGACGAUGGAAGCCUUACAUGCCACAUGUUACACAGCAUAUUGAAUCUAACAAGUCACAGGCUACCACACUGAAUCUAGGUGCCAUCGAUGGAAUGCUCAAUAUGUAUUCUAUUGAUUUUAUUGCCAUGUGCCAAAUUCGCCUCGGCACUGGAACGCCUCGUCCUGUACGUCGGAUGUUGUACCCACCUGACUCACCAUGGGGAAGAGGUACUCUGUGGCAGUGGGAAGGCGAUACGGCUGGUGAAUGGCACACUUAUGAUGCAGAUGUUGCUAGGGUGAUAGAUGACUUUUUCCUACAGAAAGGACGGUCAAAUAUACUGGACCUUACCAAUUCUUCCUUGAAUCUACCUUACCAGGUAAAUUUUAGCCAAAUGACACAACAAAGAAUCGGAACAGGAAGGCAGAGGAAUAUACGACGUGAAAAACUAACAAUACCAUAUCCACGAAUAUCUCAAGGAUCUACUGGUCAGAUGAUAAGUGGUCAUCAUCACGGAAUGACAAAUAACAUCAUGGGACCAAGUACUGCUGUGAAUCUUGUUGGGGGGUCCAGUUCAAAUUCAGUGAAACACCCAAGACUUGCUUCAGGAUAUCCACAUGCUAAUGCAAGUCCUGCAUCACACCUCAAUAUGCCUACCUCUGUUGGUGCUACAAACUUAUCACAAGGUUAUAAUAUUCAUGGAACUACUGGAAUGUCACCGAGUUUACCCACCACUACUGUUUCAAUAUCUUUACCUGGAAGUCAUGUCUCCACAGCAGUACCAUCUUCCAUUCAUUUUUCUGGACCGCUGACAAGGAAAAGGCUACAUUCCAGUAUGGUCAACAAUAACGCUUCCAACAUGCCAAUCUCAUCCAUGCAUCCAUCACACUCAGUUGGACAGAAUGUCAAUCAAUCUUUGGUUCCUGGAAGUGGUGGAAACUCCUCGGCUCACAUCAUCUCAUCACUUGGACCACCAGGACCACUAUCUCUACCUCCAAUACCACCCACGUCUUUCUCCAGUCCAAACAUUUGGAUGCCCAAUGUGAUAAACCUCCACCCACAGGGAUAUCAAGCCAUGUACCCUGGGAUGGCUGUUCCAUCGUCCAGUCAGACAACACCAACCUACUCUGGAGCAUUGCCAAUCCCAGGCAACUUAUUCAACAAGUCUCGAAGUGGAAGUCGUAUCAGUCCUGUUGUAUCAAGUGCCACAAGUAUCCUAGCGUCACCAGCAGUUCCACUUCUGUUAUCGUCCAAUGGGAGCUCAGGUGUAGCUACAUCCUCUGAUCCUCCCUCAGAGGGACGGAUACCGAACAAUGUUCCUAAAGCUUCCAAAAAACAGAAUUCUACAGACAAGUCUGGUUUGGAAGUGUUGGAGAAGUAUGCUACAGUGAUGGAAACGUCCCCAGAGGAAGAGGAUUGCUGUAUUUGCUGUGAAAAGCUGACACAUCCAUCGGGAUAUGGGGAGGGACAAAAGGAGGCUACCAUUGUUUUCAAGCUCAGCAAAUGUACCCAUAUGUUCCACAAGCUCUGCAUCAGUGCAAUGUAUGAGAGUGGAGCCAAGAAUGGUUGUGUGCAGUGUCCUACUUGUAAGACGAUAUAUGGUGAGAAACAUGGAAAUUGUCCCCGAGGUGUGAUGGAGUUCCAUCGCCUUCCCCAGCCCCUCCCAAGUUACACGGACUGUAACACAAUAAGGAUCCUCUACCACAUUCCCCCAGGGGUGCAGGGACCGGACAACCCCCACCCAGGGAAACGGUACUCCACUCGAGGAUUCCCCAGAGUUGGUUUCCUUCCUGACAAUGAAAAGGGGCGCAAGGUUCUUAAACUUUUGAUUGUGGCAUGGAAAAGAAGACUGACAUUUACAAUUGGCACAUCUACCACGACAGGAGAAAGUGAUACUGUUACAUGGAACGAGAUCCAUCAUAAAACUGAAUUUGGAACAAACUAUUCCGGACAUGGAUACCCUGAUCCAAACUAUCUAGAAAAUGUUCUAAUGGAACUAGCUGUUCAUGGAGUGACAGAAAGUGAUUUGUGAUUGAUUUCCUGGAGAAAUAGAGCGAAAGAAAAUGAUUUGAAAGAGAGAAACAGUGUGAAAAAAAGGAGAACGAAAUAUUCAGAGCGGACAUUUGAUAAUAAUGGCAUUUUGUAAAUAAUGAGGAGUAAAAUGGUCUCGAAACAUUUUGUAAGGCAAUAAAUAUACCAGAAAUGUAAAGAAAUUUAAACGACUGGACAUUUUGUGGACUGCAGAUAUUUUGGAUCCAAUUUGGAAAAAUGUAUGGUGAAGUUUAUGUGGACUGGACGGGCAAAAAAUCAGUUUCAGCAAAAGCUUUUUUAUCAAAAAGGUCAUUCAAUACUGGUUUAAAAUGAUAAAUGUCCUAAAAAAUUUGAAUUGUUAAGAUCUCAAUGUGUUUUUCUUUUCCUUUUGAAAAUAUAAACAUUUUUGGAAAGAUAUAUAUUGGUAUUUUAAAAUGAAUGCAUGCGUUUUGAAUGUACUUGAGCAUGGUCUCAAUUUGUUUAUCCAUUUGCUGUUCAUUGGAAAUAAUUUAUGUACCAGUAUGAUACCUAAAACUAUACUUUUUAAUCAUCUGAGUAUCAAGACAGUUUACUGGUACGUGUAGUUAAUAUAUUACCUAUAGAUGUAAUCAAUACAUUACAGGUAAUUAUUACUUAUACAUAAUUAAUAUAUUACAUGUAAUUGAUAUAUCUGGUGCUCUCAUUUAGUUGUUUUAAACUGCAAUAAAAUGUUUACUUUCAAUUUAGAUAUAAACUUGGGGCUAUUUCAGUAAAAUAUCUACCCAAUAGGAAGAUUCCAUGUUUGUCAUAAUCAAAUCGACUGCAUUUUCUUCAGCACCUAGGGGCUGUGAUAGACAGUUACAUUAAGUAAAAUGAAGAUCUGAGGUGCAUUAUUUGAUGCUCCCUACCCUUAUCAAUUACCCGUGUCGAUUAGUUCUUCUCUGGAAACUGACAAACCAUGUACACACUACUUAUUGAAAGUGUAGUAUGAUGUUAUUGGGAUUGUUUUUCAGCAUCAAAGGUCAAGGUCACUGUUACUAUUAAUAUAAAAUCAGUUUCCAAGCAAUAACUUGAGUUUCAUUGGGCAGAUGUUACUCAAACUUCAUAAACUGCUUCCUUAUUGAAAGAGCUUGCUCAGAAUAGCUUUUCAGCAUCAAAAUUCAAAGGUUAAGGUCACUGUUAUUAAGCAUGAAUAAACAAAACACCUUCCAUGGAAAAUCUAGUUUGCUUUGGCCAAUCUAACUCAAUCUUCUUUCAGCACUUCCACUCUUAAUGUGUUUGCUUAGAAUUGAUUAACAGUUUGGAAGGUCAAAGGUCAAAGUCAGUGUUACUAUUAAUAGAAAAUCAGUUUUCUUGCAAUAACAGUUUUCUUUUGGCCGAUUGAACUCCAACUUCUUACAGUGCUUCCUUAUUGAAAGUGCUUGCUUGGGAUUGCAUUUCUGUGUCAAAGAUCAAAGGUGAAGAUCAAAAUCACUGUUGCUAAAUAUAGAAAACCAGUUUCUAUGCAAUAAUUUGAGUUUGAUUUUGCUAAUCAAACUGAUACUUCAUACAAUAGUUCUUUCUUGAAAUGCUUACUUGUAAUUGCUUUGAAGGUUAAAAGUCAAGGUCACAUUUACUUUAGAUGGAAAUCAAGUGUUAACAGGCAUUAGCUCCAUAGUGUACUAUCAAAUUCAAUUAGUUAUUAUGUGUUUUGUUGGCUUUUAUGGCAGAUUGUACUUAAGGUUUGCCAGUAAUCUGUCAGUCUGACCAGCCAUCCAGACUUUCAACUUAUGUUUUUCUUGCUUUUUUAUUGAAAAUUUACAUGGUGUUACACUGUGAUAUGCAGAUGUGCAAUAGGGGUUUAAAAAACCUAAGGUCAAGGUUACUAAAAUUACAAUGCUAGUAUUGUUACACUGUGAUAUGCAGAUGUGCAAUAGGGGUUUAAAGAACCUAAGGUCAAGGUUACUAAAAUUACAAUGCUAUUUAUGAUGUAAAAAAGUAUCAUCUAAGGCUCUGUACAGAAGUUCAAUCAUUCUAAAUUUUACAUGAUAAUACAAUGUGAAGUGCUGAUGCACAUUAUGGGUUUAAAAACUUCCUUAAGGUCAAGAUCAAGGUGUCUGUUACGAAAAAUAUAACUAGGAAUAUACUUUAAAGUACAUCUUAUAAUGCUAUUACCGAAGGCACAUGUUCUGAAAUUCACAUGCAUGAUGAUACUCUGUGAAAUACAGAUCUGCUAUACGAAUAGAAAAAGUUACUAAUGUUAAGGUCAAGGUCAUAGUGUAUAUUUGCAGCGUAUAAGUAGUAAUUCUGUGUUCAGGUAUAGGCACAGACACAUUGCGGGGCCCAAAACGGUGUGGCAGUAAUCAAGUUAUUUUGUCAUGAAUUUUGUGAAAACUGCACUAAAAAUUGUUGGAAAGCAAAACUACAACAGAAAGUCAACAGGACAGAUUUCAGUUAAAUUUUGAUUUAAUAUCUAUCAUUUGAUUUGCUACCUCUCUUUGUACACAUUUACAGUUCUUUUGCUAUGUGCUGUCUGAACUGAACUUCAGGCCUAACACAUAGUAAAAGCCAUGUGAUGAGUUUAAAGAGAUCAGUUAAAACAUGUCUGCUUUUCAAUUGUUUUGUGUGCUGGCUCACUUGAUGUAGUCUUUACCAUGGUAACAGUACACUGGCUGGCCGGCUCACCUGAUGUAGUCUUUACCAUGGUAACAGUACACUGGCUGGCCGGCUCACCUGAUGUAGUCUUUACCAUGGUAACAGUACACUGGCUGGCCGGCUCACCUGAUGUAGUCUUUACCAUGGUAACAGUACACUGGCUGGCCGGCUCACUUGAUGUAGUCUUUACCAUGGUAACAGUACACUGGCUGGCCGGCUCACUUGAUGUAGUCUUUACCAUGGUAACAGUACACUGGCUGAAAUAUUACAGUAUAUAUAUAGUUUUGUGGUUUAGCAGAUUAAUUACAUCCCCAUUAAAGGUUAGAUCACAAUUAGUUCUACUGUUGUAACGUGUCAUACUUGCGUUACUAACAUCUAAUCCGACCAUAUAUUGGACAGAAGAGAUGUCAGUAUAGUAGGUAACAUCUAAUCCGACCAUAUAUUGGACAGAAGAGAUGUCAGUAUAGUAGGUAACAUCUAAUCCGACCAUAUAUUGGACAGAAGAGAUGUCGGUCAUUAGGUAACAUCUAAUCUGACCAUAUAUUGGACAGAAGAGAUGUCGGUCAGUAGGUAACAUCUAAUCUGACCAUAUAUUGGACAGAAGAGAUGUCCGGUUAGUAGGUAACAUCUAAUCCGACCAUAUAUUGGACAGAAGAGAUGUCAGGUUAGUAGGUAACAUCUAAUCCGACCAUAUAUUGGACAGAAGAGAUGUCAGGUCAGUAGGUAACAUCUAAUCCGACCAUAUAUUGGACAGGAAGAGAUGUCAGUAUAGUAGGUAACAUCUAAUCUGACCAUAUAUUGGACAGAAGAGAUGUCGGUCAGUAGGUAACAUCUAAUCCGACCAUAUAUUGGACAGAAGAGAUGUCGGUAUAGUAGGUAACAUCUAAUCCGACCAUAUAUUGGACAGAAGAAUUGUCGGUUAGUAGGUAACAUCUAAUCCGACCAUAUAUUGGACAGAAUAGAUGUCAGUAUUGUAGGUAACAUCUAAUCCGACCAUAUAUUGGACAGAAUAGAUGACAGUAUUGUAGGUAACAUCUAAUCCGACCAUAUAUUGGACAGAAGAGAUGUCGGUCAGUAGGUAACAUCUAAUCCGACCAUAUAUUGGACAGAAGAGAUGUCGGUCAGUAGGUGACAUCUAAUCCGACCAUAUAUUGUACAGAAGAGAUGUCGGUUAGUAGGUAACAUCUAAUCCGACCAUAUAUUGUACAGAAGAGAUGUCGUUAGUAGGUAACAUCUAAUCCGACCAUAUAUUGUACAGAAGAGAUGUCGGUCAGUAGGUAACAUCUAAUCCGACCAUAUAUUGGACAGAAGAGAUGUCGGUUAGUAGGUAACAUCUAAUCCGACCAUAUAUUGUACAGAAGAGAUGUCGGUCAGUAGGUAACAUCUAAUCCGACCAUAUAUUGGACAGAAGAGAUGUCGGUUAGUAGGUAACAUCUAAUUCGACCAUAUAUUGGACAGAAGAGAUGUCGGUAUAGUAUUUUUGGGUUCUUUUUAGGAAUUUAAAUUUUUUUUUAUUCAACAAUAUGUCUGAAUACUCAGAAGUCCAACGUUUUUCAUUGUACAUUUGUGUUUAGCUAUUGUAGAAUUUAUAGACAAACUUUGCAAUUAUAUAUUAAAUCCAUUUAUGUUAUGCCAUUUGGUGUACAUAUAAUAUACCAAGUCUACACAAUCAUUUUUUUAUUAUAUUGAUGAAUUUAUUAAAAAAAAGUCACUGCAAAUUA